This is a messenger RNA of Carassius carassius (crucian carp), 3875 nucleotides long. Its product is annotated as tyrosine-protein kinase Mer-like. Lineage: Eukaryota; Metazoa; Chordata; Actinopteri; Cypriniformes; Cyprinidae. Gene Ontology annotation, cellular component: signaling receptor complex. The coding region runs from base 182 to 3019 and encodes 945 amino acids. Gene Ontology annotation, molecular function: protein binding; transmembrane receptor protein tyrosine kinase activity; ATP binding. The record is from RefSeq and is a predicted model, not a curated record. Gene Ontology annotation, biological process: protein phosphorylation; positive regulation of kinase activity; nervous system development. The transcript has 20 exons.
CUGUGCCGUCCGUUCCACUCCAACAGUAGCGCGCGUGGAAUCAGCUGCGCCCAUCACGGCGAUGCGCGCGCAUUACAGAGCAAAACAGCGAAGAUGUUAUAUGAUCUGCACGUACUCUACUUCAUGCGUCUGUGAGACUGUCAGACACACUUAGAAGAAAGGAAAAAGAAUAGAAAGUGCCAUGGGCUUUAUUUUAGGCAGAAGACUCUCCGCGAUGUUGCGCUUUUUAACUCCAGUGCUCGUCGGAUUGUUUUUGCAGUCAGUCAGACUCACAGCUGGUAAGAUAGAUGAAAAGUACCCCAUGUCUGUGGUCCAUCAGGGAGAGUCACCUCAUUGGACGAGGCAGGGUCGUUCUUUCUGGCCAACACAGGCAACAGAGCCACUGAUUGUCCCGGCACGAGCCCGCAGCGUACAUCUGUCACAGGAGGAGAUCCAGAAGCUGCGCUUCAAACCCACCGUGGGCACAAUCCAGCGGUCAGAGGGGGCAGAGGUCAAAUUUAACUGCUCCAUCGACAUCAAUGACGUCAACCAGGACCUGAAUAUUCUGUGGUUCAGGAACGGUAAGGAAAUCCCUGAUGGCAUGCAGACGGCGAUCUACACUCAAGGGACGGUCAUCCUGCUGUCCACUAUGAGCAUUAAAAGUGUGAAGAGAGCAGAUGCUGGAAAAUAUCAUUGCAGGCUCAGUGUCAUUAACAAGAUAAUUGAGUCAAAUCCUAUCAUUAUUGAGGUGGAAGGCUUGCCGACCUUCACCAUACAGCCGAGCGAUGUGAACAUCACGAGAAACACUCCCUUCACACUGACCUGUGAGGCGGUCGGCCCUCCGAACCCUGUGACCAUUACGUGGCUCCACAAAGGGAAGAGAUUUGAAGAACACAAGCAAUCUCCCAGUAUCAUCACCAUUGAAGGUGUUGAUGCACCCACUCAGUACAGCUGUGAAGCUCACAAUGUGAAAGGCCUCACAGUAUCCAAAGAAGCUCACAUCAAUGUCAAAGAGCUUCCUGACAAAGUGUCAAAUGUCACAGUAGUAAAACGUGAGGCCAACAAACUCCUCAUAAGCUGGACACCGGGACACGACGGCUUCUCUCCUCUCAGCACAUGCUCCAUCACAGUGCGAGAGCUUUUGGAGCCUGGAAGCCCCACUGCCGCACACCUCACACGCAUGCCUCUGUUCCAGUAUGAAAUCACCAACCUCAAGGCCAUGACCUGGUACAACAUGAGCGUGUCCUGCACCAAUGAGAUCGGGUCGUCCCCGCCAAGUGUCUGGGUCCAGAGUAACACCACAGAGGGCGUUCCAUCAGAAUCUCCCCAAAACCUGACUGUUCAUGUGAACAAUUCCAUGCUGAUGAUCCGAUGGGAAGCUCCGCCCCCGGACAAACUGAAUGGAAUCUUACAAGGAUAUGAUGUCACAAUUAAACAUGGAACCCGUACAAACAAGAUUCACAGCAUCAGCACAGAGGCCGCGGUGAUGCUGCAGAUGUUCAACACCACGUACAGUGUGGAGGUGGUGGCCUGCACUCAGAGCGGCUGCGGGAGCAGAAGAUCACGCUUCUGGCUCUUUGUUCCAGACGCUGAAUUGCCCGUGUCUCCGUCCUCGACUCCGCUUCCCAGUCGCUCUGACUCUGCAUACAUCGUUCUUGGAGUUGCUUGCAGUUUCUGUCUGUUGCUGAUUCUGAUGUUCACGGCCGUAUGGUUGCACAAUCGCUCUUAUUUGCAGUGUUUGUGUGGACCUGACGAUAAACUCACUCCCAGUGUUGAGUACAGAACUCCGAGAUCCUACAACCGCUCAGCCAUCGAAAUCACACUUGCCAGUCUGGGCAUUAGCAGUGAGCUUCAGGCCAAACUCCAGGACGUGAUGAUCAUGAGGAACCUGCUGUCCAUCGGUAAAGUCCUUGGAGAAGGUGAGUUUGGGUCUGUGAUGGAGGGGCAUCUCAAACAACCUGAUGGGACGUCGGAAAAAGUUGCAGUCAAGACCAUGAAAUUGGAUAACUUCUCCCAGAGAGAGAUCGAAGAGUUUCUGAACGAAGCUGCUUGCAUGAAGGAUUUUCACCAUCCUAAUGUCAUCAGACUCUUGGGUGUUUGUUUAGAGGUUGUUUCAAACCACUUUCCUAAACCGAUGGUUGUUCUUCCCUUCAUGAAGUACGGAGACCUGCACAGCUACCUCCUUCGCUCCCGUCUCAGUGAAGACCCUGUGUAUCUCCCCACGCAGAUGCUCCUGAAGUUCAUGAUUGACAUCGCUCAAGGAAUGGAGUAUCUCAGCGGCAGAAACUUCCUCCACCGGGACCUGGCUGCACGCAACUGCAUGUUGGGUGAUGACAUGAGCGUGUGUGUUGCUGAUUUUGGCCUGUCAAAGAAAAUCUACAGUGGUGACUAUUACAGACAGGGCCGGAUUGCCAAGAUGCCUGUCAAAUGGAUCGCUGUGGAAAGCCUCGCUGACAGAGUCUUCACGGUGAAAAGUGAUGUGUGGGCGUUUGGAGUGACCAUGUGGGAAAUAAUCACUCGAGGAAUGACCCCGUACCCUGGCGUACAAAACCAUGAGAUUUACGAUUAUCUCUUGGAGGGAAACCGGCUGAAACAACCAAAUGACUGUCUGGAUGAACUUUAUGGCAUCAUGUUAAGCUGCUGGAGCUCUGAUCCAGUGGACCGACCUGACUUCACACAGGUUAGGAAGAGGCUGGAGAAUCUGGCAGAGAAGCUUCCCGCGGUUUCCAGCCAGAAGGACAUCAUCUACAUCAACACCAGCUUCCCCGAGGAGGAAGAGGAGGGCCCUGUGCUCACAUCCUCACCCUCCUGUAGUCGGCAAACCACAGACACUUCAGUAGUGACAGUGGAUGUUCACAAUAGCACAGACGCAGAGGACGACCGGUAUGUUGUCGUCAUUUCCUCUGGAGAUAAUGAGGCAAGAAGUACUGUAGAUACACCACUCCUGAAUCACAGACUCGUGGAGCACGACAGUGAAGAACCUGUCAGGGACGUGACGGAGACGCAGCAGACAUCUACUGACACCACACGUUUGCUCUGAUGGGAAGUUGAAAUGCAUCAGAAAAUUGACUUUUUGUGGUAUCCAACUGAAGUAUAUUUUGUCAAAAAACUGAGUAAAUAAUGAUUUUAUUCAAACAGGUUUCUUGAACACCCAUCUGCCGUUGUUGGACAAGCAGUGCCAAACUCACACACUUGGUUGAGUUCAAGGAAUAGUUCGCCCAAAAUGAAAUUUUGUUGAAAGUUUUCCCACCCUAAGGCCAUCGAAGAUGUAGAUGAGUUUGUUUCUUCAUCAGAUUUGGAGAAAUGUAGCAUUGCUUCAAUUGCAUCACUUGCUCCCCAAUAGAUCCUCUGCAGUGAAUGGGUGCCGUCAGACUGAGAGUCCAAACAGCUGAUAAAAACAUCACAAUAAUCCACACCACUCCAGUCCAUCGGUUAACAUCUUGUGAAGAGAAAAUCUGUGUUUGUAAGAAACAAAUCCAUCAAGGCAUAUUUAUUUAGAUCGGUUUUGGCUUGUAAACAGUGUUUGAGCUGAGUGUAUUUCUCUCCUGAUUCAGACAAGACAACCAUUAUACUGGAGAAAGCAAUUAUUUUGGAUUAUGAACUUUUAUGCUUUUAGACAUAAGCAAUGAUUUAAAGUUAAAAAUAUCUUUAUGGAUCUCUUAAUUAGAGACAUGCAGUUUAUGAAUUACUUGCAUUACGUGUGGAUUAUUGUGAUGUUUUUAUCAGCUGUUUGGACUCUCAUUCUGACGGCACCCAUUCACUGCAGAGUAUUAUUGUAUCUAUUCAUUAUAUUUAUGUAAUCAUUAUGUCAUAAUAUUUCACAAUAUUACUGUUUUAACUGUAAUUUGAUAAAAUAAAUACAGCCUAGGUGAGCAUAAGAGACUGCUUUCAAAAUC